Scylla paramamosain (green mud crab) is the source of this 4418-nucleotide messenger RNA. Its product is annotated as ryncolin-1-like. The record is from RefSeq and is a predicted model, not a curated record. Bases 1907 to 2455 code for a protein of 182 amino acids. The transcript is spliced from 2 exons. NCBI's taxonomy places the organism in Eukaryota, Metazoa, Arthropoda, Malacostraca, Decapoda, Portunidae.
GGAGGAGGAGGAGGAGGAGGAGGAGGAGGAGAUCUGAGUACCAGUUGGCCUCAGAGUUACAUUGUCAUUACAUUAACGGAAGUCUGAGGCUGAAUCACUAUUACAUCAUGAUAUUGGUUUUGAAACGCUUACUCCUUUCGCUACUACUACUUUCAAAUGACAGAGAAAUUGCUGUUCGGCUUUUCAUGACAAUUUUUCACAGCGAUAUUGUAGCGUCUCACCUAAACUCUCACCAGCAUCAUGAAAAUGUUUUAAAUAAUACUCAAUUAAUUUUAACUAAAAUGUGGUAAAAGUAAUCAAGACAAGGCGCUGAAACGUUUGUGAAUAUGGUUUGAGAAUAUGGUUCCUUUCACAGUGCUUUGCGAUUCCCCUCGUGCAAUGAGUGAGGGGUGUGCAAAGUGAGACUGACGCGGUGGCGCCGCCAGGCACACUCUCAGUACACGAGAGGAGACAAACCAGUUCUUCACCUCCUACACUGGACGAGGCGGCGUCAGGGAACUUGAUGCCGCUAAGAACUGUCGUGGUGCUUUGAACAUACGAGCAGUAAGAGGAGACUGCUUUACUACUCUGUGCAAGUCGGCAUUUUGAUUUAUUCUUAUACAAAAUUAUAAGCGAUGUAAAAUAUAGUUACCUGAGUCACCCAGACGCAACCUGCGGCUACCUUGACGUGACCAGACCUGCCUUAGUGAGCGAGUGAGGUGAGGGUAGCCGUGCUCUUCCCGCCGCCCGCUGCUGCCUCUCGCUUCCGUUGUACAUUAUAAUACCUUAUUAAUUAAAGAGCAACCAGUGUCACGGAACGUCUAUUGUUACAACUUCACCAGAAUAAAUUUCUUACUUCAAUGAAACAAAAGUUCAGCCACCCAUUAACCAGAAUUUUGUCUAAUGCUUCACGUUGCACUUCUUGCUCUUUUUUAUCCUCUCUCUAAUUUAUAGCUGGUAUUUUCUGAUCUUGUGUAAUAUACGUGAAAAAUACUAUGUUUCUCUUACCACGCACUCCCUAGAUAUUACUAAGGGUUACCAAUUAGCCAGGUUUGUGCGUGGUGUGCCAGCAUCAUAUCCUACUUCUGCACUAAGGGCACAUCUCUCACCACUCACAGGAAGGAAACAAUCAACAACACAAAGCAGCGAGGAUCCUGCUCCACAUCAAGCCAGCGCGAUAAGAGGCACACUGGCACCUUUACCCAAGUGGCGCUUCAGCUAAUAUUAGCAUAACACUUCACCUUAGUAGAGGAGUGAUGAAAUUCAUGAGCGUCACAGCUGUGCGUCUAUUCUCAUCACACUCAAUGAGGCUCGAAGUGGGGUGUUGAGAUUCACGAAGCGCCCAGGACCCAAGACACACGCCACUCUGCUCUACGCUGUACCCCGCCACGGUCGCCUUGAUUAGGUUCUCUGGCCAGCAACAAUUUGCGCCUUGUGUUCCUUGCCAUGGGCGUGACCGUGGCACAGGGAAGUAGCACGCCUUCCCCCGCUGAGGAGAAUAGCUGUUCAGGCCUCAAGGACGAUCGCUCCCUUCUGUCCAGUUUACUAACAAUCGAAGGCUAUAGUGACACUUGCAUGGCCGCCGUGGCCUCCUGUAGGACUGGACAAGAGGACAGCCGCCACGCGUCUGUCGUGGAGUUAAGUGUCAAGUCAUACCUCUACCUAACAUUUUGUUAGUUUUCCUGCAAGGUGCGGUAUUAUCAUUAACAAAAUCUUCCAAAUUUAUUAAGGGGUGAUGGUUUUUAUUGAUGUGUUUUAAUCAAGCCGUGAGACUCAUAUCGAAGCGAAGAUUUGUGUUGGGUCUUUAUCAGCGGCAAUGCAGGACGAGCUGCGCCGCCACGUCUGACGUAAACCUGGUCACUUUCAUUGCCCUUCGCUUUACAGGAGGCGAGGGAAGUGGUGCAGCAGGCCAGUACUAUGAAAACAAAUGGGAGUCCACGUUCCUGUAAGGACUUACUGGACUCCGGGGACAGCGGGAGCGGCCUGCGCCAGGUAUACCCUUACCCUAGGCGACCCCACCACAGCGUGCCCGUGUUUUGUGACCACACCGUCGACAGCGGCCGGGGGAUGGACCGUCUUCCAGCGGCGCACCAGUGAUGCCGCCCGCCAAGAUUUCUACCGCACUUGGUUGGAGUAUCAGUUGGGCUUUGGUGACCUGGAGGGCCUUGACCUUCUGCACCAGCUGACCUCCACCACGCUGCAGCAGCUACGAAUUGACCUAGACGAUUACGAGGGAGAACAUCGGUGGGCUAAGUAUGGAUUCUUCCACGUGGGCGCACCAGAGACCAAGUUCCGCCUCAGUGUUGGAAGAUAUGAAGGAGUUUUUUGGUAUGCUGCUUGCCAUAAAGGAAACCUGAACGGCUACCAGUAUGUGGGCAACCACACCUCCUACGCCGAUGGCAUCAACUGGUAUCAUUGGAAAGGCCACCACUACUCAGUGAAGCGAACGUGUAUGAUGAUCCCCCUCGCCUUCUGACUGUGGCUGUGGCAGGCACGGUGGGAGACGUGAACACACGCAUAAACACUGGAAACAGAAUGCGGUUCCAGACCACCACCAACCCUCCAAGCUCCCUCUCUAACGCUACUCUCAGCCUGAGCCCCUCUUUCUCUCCGGAGGGGCUGGCCCCUCACCGCCCGAGUCACUUCGCUGCUUGCCUCUUCACACGGCCAUGAGACGUGCACACCUUGCGUCUCUGCACCGGGUUCCGCGUGAUCAUAGUCAGGUGGUGCUGUUAUGCAUUUUAUUACAAUAUCCUGUGAGUUAAAUACACUCUCAGGUAAAGCCUCCCCUCCGCUAUCUCUCUCUCUCUCUCUCUCUCUCUCUCUCUCUUAUUCACUAAACAACGACCGCUGAUAAUUUUUUUUUUUUACAUUAAAUUGAAAUAAAUCGAUGUGAAGUGUUAAGCACUGCCCAGAGCAGACUUCCAUUACUCCACAAAGUGACAGUGUAAUAAGGACUUUAACAAGAGGGAAGCAAAGUGUCCUGGCUGUGGUGUUGGCGAGGUGCAAGGCGGCUGACUGGCUGCCCCCUCAAGUAGGAGGAGGAGUAUCUGAGUAAGGGAAUCCCAGUUGGACUCACAAAGUUCCAUUGUCAGUGGAUACACGCAGUUCUGAGUCAAACUGAUUGAUAUAUCAUGAUAAGUGACAUAAAACGCUUUGUUCUCUAAUACGGCUAUUUUCAAAGGUCACAAACAUUAUAAUACAGUUUCUCGUCAUUUUUUCCAUUCCUGGUGUAACAUCCCUGUUAGAAUAUCGUUACAACCAUGAGAACACUUUUUAAAAUUGAGAGUAAUCAAGACAAGACGCUGAAAUGUUUUAGAAUAUGGUCCAGUGAUGUGUUCAUUCACAGUGCCUUGGGAUUCCUACGGUGCAGUGAACAUGGGGCGUACAAGGUAAAGCUGACGUGGAGGAGGCGCCAUGCACGCCAUCAUCACAGGAGAGGAAGGAAACCAGCUCUUCUUUUCCUUGCACUGGACGAGGUGGCGUCUGGCGCCUUGAUGCUGCCAGUAAGAAUAGUGCUGUGAGCAUACUGUUCUAUGGCAGUCAGUAUUUUGACAUAGUUGUCAGUCAAUACAAAUGACAAGCAAUGCAAAACAUGGUUACCUGUGUCACCUGGCCACGAUCCAAGGCUGACCUGACCUGACCUGCCCAAGUGAGUGAGAUGAGGGCGGCCGCGCUCUUCCCGCGGCCCACCGCUGCCUAUCGCUACCGUUGUAAAUUACAAUACCUUACUGAAGCUCAACGGGGGACACGAGACGUCUAUUAUUACAACGUCGCCAGAACAAGUUUGUUAUUCUAGUAAAUCAUGAAAAUUAAGCCCAAUACUUCGCGUUACACUUCUUAAAUUCUCCUCCUCUCUUAUUUGAUAGCUGAUAUUUUUCUUUAUCUUGAGUAAUAUAAGCAUUUGAAAAAAAAAAAUCUACCACGCAGUUCUUCCAAAGAGGACUAAGCAUUAUAAAUUCGUCAGCAUAGUGCGUGGUGCGGCAGCAUCAUAUACUACCUCUGCACUGAGGACACAACUCCCACCACUCCACAGCAAAUAAACAUCAACAGUACAGUGCUGCGAGGAUCCUGCUGCAUCUGAUGCCAGCGUGGUGAAGGGCACACUGCCGCCCUUACCCAAGUGGCCCUUCAUGAAAUAUUAUCUCAGACAGCACUUUAUUAAAGGAGUGAUGAAAUUCAUGAGGGCCACAGCUCCGCGUCUAUUCCCGUCACAGUUUACGAGGCUUGAAGUGGCGUGUUGAGGGCCGCGAGGCACCCAGGGCUCAAGACACACGCCACUCUGCUCUACGCCGCAUUCCGCCACGGUCGCGUUGGUUAGGUGUUCUGGCCAGCAAUUGUCUGCGAUGAAGUUUCUUGUGCUCUUCGCCAUGGGCGUGGCCGUGGCCAUGGCAAGCAGCACGCCUCCCACCGCUGAGGGAAACAGCUGUUGAGGCCUC